Molecule: messenger RNA, 600 nt
Organism: Adelges cooleyi (spruce gall adelgid)
Lineage: Eukaryota; Metazoa; Arthropoda; Insecta; Hemiptera; Adelgidae
Exons: 2
Coding region: 6-512 (168 amino acids)
Source: RefSeq, a predicted model, not a curated record
ACCUAAUGCUCUCACUCGGUCGGCUUCCUCGGUAUCCGCCAACAACAAACGCGCCAGUAUACAAUAUUAUAUUCGCCAUGGCAGACCACUACUACAACAUCAGCAGCUACUACCUGCGUGCAUUUCUUGCAAUCGCUCCGUUACUGCUCCUGUUGCUACCGCUGCAGGUAACCGCUAACAAUCUCGAAGAUGCUCUUGUAGAAGCUAAUUCUAAAGGAUUUCCUGCCGAUCUUUUAUAUAAUGUAGCUAAAUUACAUGGACGAUCACACAAUGAUAAAGUGCAUUUGGCUGCAGCCUUGGAAUCGCCAGACGUACAAGAAGCAGCACGUAAAGCAGCUAUCGAAUACGCAGUUAAAGACAUAUCGACCAGCCGAGAGGGUACAGAACAAUACUGUCAGUAUUCUUGGCUUAGAUAUUUGCCGUUCAUGAACUGUGACCAACCGGCAGCACCGGAAUCACGUAAUACGCUACAAGUACUGAACAUCAAAAGGAGCUGUUAUAAAAAAAAAUAAUAAUUUAACCUAGCCUACAAUAAUUAAUCAACCCUCUCUAUGUUGCUCUACAAAACCUUUCAAAUAAAAUACAUGUUAUAUUUACAAA